GGUAAUCAAAUCACACACCCAUUCCACCUCUUAUUUUUUCAAACCCAUCUCUACUCGCGAUCAACUUAAUAUUCGCGACCACACACUCGACAUAUUACUUUUUCGAUGGUUCUGAGCCCAUUCUCUAAUUACAUAAUCUUCGGUCCAAGACUUCCAGUCUUUUUGACUUUUACACUGUUCUACACACACAUCACUCUCACUUACAUACGAUUGACACUGUAUCCACGCCUACCUGACCCACUAUACUACUACUCGUACUACCAUCACUCUACAUCCGCGUCUUCACCUCUCUACCGAGACCUCCAGAAAGUAUUCUUUCAUGGACUCUUCUACUAGUAUUCGAGGACGAAGUCGCAAGCGUCAUACCCUUACUACUAUGUCAUCAAACCCAUCCACCGAACCUACUGAACAGUCAUCAUCCGCCACACAAGCCGCCAGUAUGGCUUCUUCUUCUUUUACCUUUGAGACGCCUAGUCCUUCCGCGUCUAGAGAUGCACGAGCACGUACUCGUCAGGUCGACGGUCCUAGUACUAUCGCAUCACCAGAGGAUCUUACCAGCAAGGGUGGUCGCUCCCUACGAAAGCGUCCCCGUGUAGACUACACAUUCGACCAAUUAGAUGAUAUUGAGAACGCCGCAAAGACAACCCCCAGCACUACUUCCCGCGCCUUGAAGCGUCGCAAGACGGACGUCGCUUCCAAUGAGAGUGACGUCGAUGAGGAUAUUCCUGAAGUUCAGAUUAAGAGACGUGCUUCGGAACAGCCGCAGCCGUCAUCUGCCCGUCGACGUAACACCAGAAAGUCUACCGCUGAGCCGCAGGCUUUCGUACCACAACACCAAAUGGAUGAUGUCGAAGUACAAGACACCAUCGAAGUUGGCGGCCAUCACAGUUCCGAGUCUGAUGAGUCGGCUUUACGACGCACCGACUCCAGUUCUACAAAUGAGUCUAAGCAAGAGCCUCAACCUAACCCAGAAGACAAGCUCAAAACCAGAGUUCAAGUCAACGGCAACAUUUGCGGCGCGACCAAAUCCCAAGAGCAAGAUGAAGCUCAUAACCCCGAAGAGACUAUCCCCGCUCUCAGCAACGGCGUAGCCAAAAUGGAUUCUCUUGAGCAUCUUACACCGUAUAUCGAGGGCGCCUACGUCUGCUACCCGCAGUUCGAUGAAUUAGAGCAAGACAUUGAGCCUAUUCCUGAACCAGAACAGAAGCCAACCCCCAAAUCAAGCACCGAAGUCGAUACCCAGGCUGAUUCCCAAGGCAAUGUUGAGACCACCAUCAAUGGCGACGCGGAUCGUGAAUUAUAUCCAGAGCCUGAGCCUAAUGAGAUCAACCAGGGUAGCAUAGAAGAAGCCGCUACGGAAACAGAAACUGUCAUCCCCAAACAACCGGAGAGCGCUGUAGAGACACCAGCCGACACCACCGUCAACACCCCUCCCGCGGAAGCAGAGUCUUCAAACAUUCAACCCCCAGAGAAUGGGCAGUACUCUUUCAAGCAGACUCGGCCAGCUUCCGAGUUUAUAGACUUGUUCAAGGAUAUCAAGUCAUUGUCGCCCGAGGAACUUUACUAUAGAGCUCAGACUGCCAAUAACGCUCUUUCAGCUUGGCAGGAGGAAUUCAAGGAGCUUCGCAAGAUCACUGAUGAUUACGACAACUCAGUGCGUUAUCAUAAAGAGGAGGAAGCGUUCCAACGCAAAUUUGACCUGGCCGUUAGCAAGAAUCCUACUGCUAAUCCGGAACGAAAAGACUUCGUCGUUAAGGGCUCCAGAGCACCGGCGCCUAAUGCCGAAGAAGCCGAGAUAGCCUACCACAAGCAACAAGAUAGAAUUAUGGCGAACGUCUAUGGAUUUGAGUACGACCACAGAAUGGAUAAGCUUGGAAAUCAAGACCCCAUCGCUCAGCGAACUGGUCUAGGACGACAGGGAAGACUUCGCGAAAGACCCAAGCAGACCGCCAAGGCUGCCGAAGCUGAGGAGCCUACUGUGGUGCAAGGGAAGCGAACUAGGAAGGCCCCAGAGAGAUUUAAUGGAGGUGAGACCACUAGCAGAGGUUCCACUCCAGCUCCUACGAGAAGCCGAGUACGUCGUGGCGGUCAGGUUCAAGAGAACGAUCAAAACCAAGCCCAGGAAAAUCAGGAUACCACCUCAGCAAACCUAGCACCGACGGCUAACGAGAACGAGGCUCCCAGAAAGAAAGGGAAGGGUGGUAGGCCCCGAAAGAACCCACUUCCAGUUUCUGUACCCGAGGCCGAACCCACUCCGACCGAAGAGCAGGAGCCUGAUGAGGAGUUUAAUCCCCAGCCCGAGCCAGAAUCCGAUUUCCAACAGAAGGCACCUCCCAAGACGCCGAGGUCGCGAGCCAAGGCAGGCGCUAAAGCUCAGUUGAAGAUUGAAUCGCCGACACAACCAAAGUCCUCGCCCAAGAGAGCCGCCGAGCCAGACGAGGAAGAGGAGCAGCCUAGUCGUAAGCGUAGACGCAGGGGCCCCGCACCAUCAUCCGUCCCCGCUGCCACCGACGCAGAUAUCGAAGAGGAGGACAGCGCGCUCAACGGCAGAGAAGCGGAGACUCCAGCCAAGCUGGGCCGCCAGAGAAACCCUAAGAAGCCCGCAGUUGCCUCCAUAUCCUUUAAUUCGACCUCUACCAUACCCUCCCCCGCCCCAGCCGAGGAGCCGCGUCCCCAUACUGCUUCGUCCACCGCGACGGCCGAGACGGUGGCGUCCACAAGCAACUACCAGUUGCGCGAGAAACGUCAGCGAAAAUUUACAAACGACGUAAAUGACGACGAUUUCAUGGACGCGCCAAAGCCCAAGCGAGCCCGACGGGCGCCGAAGAAGACACAGGGCAAAGCUGAAGCUGCCAUGUCGGCUCCAGAGCCAGCUCCGGAAUCGGAGGAGCCGACGAGAAAGAUAAUAAAGCUAAAGCUCUGGUCAAAGGGUAAAUCCAUCCCACCUCCCGCCCCGGCGCCCACGAGCACUCCGUUAGCCCCUCCCAUAGUGAAGACUCCGGCUAACGCGAGCAGCAGCGUAAGUGGGAACCCGAAUGGCAUCGUAGUCGAUGCCGGGGUCUCCGAGCCGACCGCUAGUAACGGAGAGGCCGGAGACCCCAGCAAAGACUACAAUUCAAUGACCAAGUCAGAGAAGAUGUCAUUCUCGAUGAAGGCCCGAUGGAAAUCGGGGUCGAUGGGAUCGGCCGUGGAGAAGCGCCGCGCAACACUCGCGGCAAAGAAGCAGGCGCUUGGGCCUGUCCCUCAGCCCUCGUCCACCCUGGACGAGGGUGAGGAUGAGGAUACUACUGCGAGGCAGUAGAAGGCGGUGUUGUCCGGUGUGGUUUGUGGUGGGAGAUGGUUGGAGGAAGGGGGUGGUAAAAAAGAAAAUUAAAAAAAAGUUGCAUAUACAUUGUACAUAGCGGCGUUAU
Molecule: messenger RNA, 3410 nt
Organism: Hypoxylon trugodes
Lineage: Eukaryota; Fungi; Ascomycota; Sordariomycetes; Xylariales; Hypoxylaceae
Exons: 2
Coding region: 320-3301 (993 amino acids)
Source: RefSeq, a predicted model, not a curated record